This is a messenger RNA of Dichomitus squalens LYAD-421 SS1, 1176 nucleotides long. RefSeq lists its product as uncharacterized. The coding region runs from base 1 to 1095 and encodes 364 amino acids. Lineage: Eukaryota; Fungi; Basidiomycota; Agaricomycetes; Polyporales; Polyporaceae. The record is from RefSeq and is a predicted model, not a curated record. The transcript has 3 exons.
AUGACGUCUUUGUCAAGAAAGCGGAAGAGUAGGCCAUACGAAGCCCAAACACACGAACAACCACCAGUGUCGCAUCAGCCCGACACUGUGUUGUUCAUCCAAGCGUACGAGGCGGACAUCAUACGCGGACCCCAAGCUACGGCAGCCGCCAAGUCGCUGGAGUUCAGAGCAGCUGGGGAGGGUGACCAACCCGGAGAUGUGGGAGAUGGAUUGAUACUGUGGGGUUCGCGAGUCGAGCUGCCGGCGUACGACGUGUCCUCGAACGAGUCAAUGACCUGGUCUCAACGUUCGGACGGCGCGCCCAGCGAUCGGUCUGAAGGCCGUGGUCUGUGGGUGGACAGGUACGAUGCGCGACUUCUGCUCGAAUCUCUGCCCAAUAUAUCCUCUCAGCCGGAGGCCAUCUCAAGAGCCAGUUCCCCAGGAGGGUGGUCUGACCUCCCAUCCGACGCUGAGGACACGUUCUUCUUUACCGCAGAAGAGACAGAGGACUACCGGCGUGACAAGCGGCGUCGCGUGAUGGACCGCGAUCGCGAAGCACGCCUCCGAGCCAUUCGCGCAGAGGAUGGGUCCGACGAGGAGAGAGACCCCAAGGAGAGCUGGGGUGGCAGCGACGAGGAGCCCGACGACGCGCAGCGCGAGUUAAUGCGCCGCACCGCGUCCCACAUUCUGUCCUCACCCAACCCCGCGCAGCUCGAGAUGCGCAUCCUCGCGAACCACGGGGCGGACCCGCGCUUCGCGUUCCUGCGCGGACGGUGGUCGCGUGCGUGGCAGCUGGCGAAGGGGAAGGUGCGUCUAGAGCAGGAAGAGGAGAAGAAGCGGAGGGCGGCGCAGGCGAAGACGCAGAACCUCAUCGGCGGUCUUGCGGGGUAUGGUGACAGCGAUGAGGGGAGCGAGGCCGCAGAAGAAGAAUAUCAGGAGGAUGUCGGGGCAGUACCGUUGGAGAGUCGUGGCACGGCAGAGGUGGCUGGGUCCUCGGAGGUGCCAUCCGAAGCUGAUGAUGCGGUUAAGGCAGCGAGACGUGCGAGGGCGCGAGAAUGGGCCGAGAAGCGGCGGGCUGCAAAGGAGGCAGCAGAUGCUCGAUACAGCGAGUCUUGACGGUGUGCCUCACGUGUUCAUUAGUCCGUUUGAUAACUGAUGGAGUACUGAUGGAGCAGUUUUUCACUAUGUAUAUCGUCU